This is a messenger RNA of Entamoeba dispar SAW760, 615 nucleotides long. RefSeq names its product DNA-directed RNA polymerases I, II, and III subunit RPABC1, putative. Gene Ontology annotation, molecular function: DNA-directed RNA polymerase activity; DNA binding. Gene Ontology annotation, cellular component: RNA polymerase II, core complex; RNA polymerase I complex; RNA polymerase III complex. Gene Ontology annotation, biological process: DNA-templated transcription. The transcript has 2 exons. NCBI's taxonomy places the organism in Eukaryota, Evosea, Mastigamoebida, Endamoebidae. Bases 1 to 615 code for a protein of 204 amino acids. The record is from RefSeq and is a predicted model, not a curated record.
AUGGAGAACGUAACUCAUAUCUAUAGAGCAUGGAAAACAGUAUUAGAAAUGCUUAGAGAUAGAGGAUAUAUUACAAGUGAAGAAGAUCAUAAUACAACACUCGAAGGAUUUAAAGAACGAUUUUAUAAAGGAGGGGAAGGAGUAGAUCAUAAAGAAUUAACUAUAAAAGUGGUAAAAGAAAAUGAUGCAACUGAUGGUAUUAUUGUUUUUUUUGCAGAAGGAGUUUCAUUAAAGACAGAUGUUUUAGGAAAAUAUUUAACAGAAGUUGAAUCAGAACAUGUUAAACGUGCUAUUAUUGUUUAUAGAGGAAAACUUUCAUCACCAGUUAAACAAAUGAUGGAACAACCAAGAGAAGUAAAAUGGGAAGCAUUACUUGAAGAUGAAUUAAUUGUUAAUGUUACUCAUCAUGUUCUUGUUCCACAACAUAUUCUUUUAAGUCCUGAAGAAAAACAAGAAUUAUUAAAGAAAUAUCAAGUUAAAGAAUCACAACUUCCUCGAUUAUUAACAUCUGAUCCAAUUAGUAAAUAUUAUGGAUUUCAACGUGGUGAUGUUGUUAAAAUUAUCCGUAAAAGUGAAACUGCAGGAAGAUACGUAACAUAUCGUGCUGUCUUUUAA